Molecule: messenger RNA, 1555 nt
Organism: Culicoides brevitarsis
Lineage: Eukaryota; Metazoa; Arthropoda; Insecta; Diptera; Ceratopogonidae
Product: alpha-amylase A-like
Exons: 1
Coding region: 5-1537 (510 amino acids)
Biological process (GO): carbohydrate metabolic process
Molecular function (GO): cation binding; alpha-amylase activity
Source: RefSeq, a predicted model, not a curated record
CAUCAUGAACGUUCGCAUUUUCAUCAUUUUCCUCCAAAUUUCUCUAAUUUCCUGCUACGGAAACCACGAUCCCCAAUUCGUAGCUGGGCGAUCGGGCAUCGUUCACCUCUUCGAAUGGAAAUGGCUCGACAUCGCUCACGAAUGCGAAUCAUUUCUCGGCCCAAAUGGCUUCGCUGGAGUUCAAGUAUCACCUGUGCAAGAAAAUGUCAUUAUCCCAAAUCGCCCGUGGUACGAAAGAUACCAACCGCAAUCGUAUAAAAUCAUCACUCGCAGUGGCAAUGAAGCGGAAUUCGCGGAAAUGACAAAGAGAUGUAAUGCUGCCGGGGUCCGAAUUUACGUUGAUAUCAUUUUUAAUCAUAUGGCGGCGCAUCAAGGCGACGGAACGGGAGGUUCAAGCACGAAUGUCAGUGAAUUGGAGUUUCCGGAAGUGCCUUAUAGCGCACAACAUUUCAACGAAAAUUGCGAAAUUCAAGAUUACACGGAUGCGGUUCAAGUUAGGGACUGUCGUCUUGUCGGUUUGCCCGAUUUAGAUCAAAGCAGGGAAGGAGUUCGAUCGAAAAUUGUCGAUUUGAUGAAUAAAUUGAUCAAUUUGGGAGUUGCUGGAUUCCGAGUUGAUGCUGCGAAACAUAUGUGGCCUUCGGAUUUGGAAAUUAUCUAUGGAAGGUUGCUGAAUUUGAACACAGAAUUUGGAUUUCCGAUGAACGCGAAGCCAUUUAUCGUGCAAGAAGUCAUCGAUUUGGGCGGCGAAGGCAUCAACAAGUACGAAUACGAUUUCAUGGCAGCAGUGACGGAAUUUAAAUUUUCCGCGGAAAUUGGAAAAUGCUUCAGAGGCAAGACUCCGCUCGCAAAAAUGUCGAAUUGGGGCGAAGAAUGGGGAUUUCUUCCGUCGAAUCAUGCGCUUGUCUUUGUCGAUAAUCAUGACAAUCAACGAGGACAUGGCGCAGGAGGUGAAGAUAUUUUAACGUACAAACAAGGAAAAAUUUAUAAAAUGGCAGUUGCGUUCACUUUGGCACAUCCUUAUGGCAUUCCCCGAAUUAUGAGCUCUUUUGCCUUUGACAACAGCGAUCAAGGUCCUCCAAUGGAUGCCGAUGAAAAUUUAAUUUCGCCGACUUUUGAUGCGGAAACGGGUCAAUGUAACGACGAAAAAUGGAUUUGUGAACAUCGAUGGCAGGAAAUUCGAAAUAUGGUUCAAUUUAGGAACAAAAUGGGAGAUUCUGCCGUUCAGAAUUGGUGGGAUAAUGGCGAUAAACAAAUAGCUUUUGCGAGAGGGAAUAAGGGUUUUGUUGCUUUUAAUUUGCAAGAAGAUGCAGAUUUGGAAGAAGAAUUGUCAACGGGAUUGAAAGCAGGGAAAUAUUGCGAUGUGGUGUCGAAAAGUUGGGAAAAAUGCUUUGUUGUUGAUGAAAAUGGAAAAGUAACGAUCAAAAUUGCGAAAGAUGAUCCUAUUGGAUUUGUUGCUCUCAUGAAUGAUGUAAGUCGGGUAGUUUCUUAUGCGGUUUUGGUUUGUUUUUGUGUCUUUUUAACAAUAUUAACUGCUUAAAAAUUAAUAAAAACUAAC